This is a messenger RNA of Triticum aestivum (bread wheat), 2173 nucleotides long. Its product is annotated as zinc finger CCCH domain-containing protein 6. The record is from RefSeq and is a predicted model, not a curated record. Gene Ontology annotation, molecular function: metal ion binding; mRNA binding. The coding region runs from base 218 to 1630 and encodes 470 amino acids. The transcript has 8 exons. NCBI's taxonomy places the organism in Eukaryota, Viridiplantae, Streptophyta, Magnoliopsida, Poales, Poaceae.
AAACCAGCGAAAAAGAAGAAGAAAAAGGACAGAAGAGAGAGAGAGCGAGCAGUAGCCACACCAUAGUGGUGGAAAGGAAACCAGAGAGAGGGAGGGAGAGAGAGAGAAGAAACAAAACCCGCCCGAUCUCCUCGCCCUCCUCCUACUCCCACUCCGAUCGCUCCUGCCCGAUUCCCUACCCGAUUGCCGCGCGCCUCCUGGUCCCCUCCCGACACCCAUGGAGCCUCACCCCGCGGCUGCAGCCGGAGGAGGAGGAGGAGAAGGGGAGGCCGGCCGUGGUGCGGACCCCGACACCGGCCUCGAAGGGUCGAUGUGGAGGAUGGGGCUGGCCGGCGACGGCGGUGGGGAGGGGGACGGGGCGCGCCUGCCGGAGCGGCCGGACCAGGCGGACUGCAUCUACUACCUCCGCACGGGCGCCUGCGGCUUCGGGGACCGCUGCCGCUACAACCACCCCCGCGAUCGCGGCGGCACUGAGUUUGGUGGAGGUGCAAAGAAUGCAGUAGCAUUGGACUACCCGGAGCGGUUGGGUCAACCAGUAUGUGAGUAUUACAUGAAGACUGGGACUUGCAAAUUUGGUUCCAAUUGCAAAUAUCACCAUCCUAAGCAAGAUGGUUCUGUGCAGCCUGUAAUGUUAAACAGUAAUGGAUUCCCUCUACGUCCGGGUGAGAAAGAGUGCUCCUACUACAUGAAGACUGGACAAUGCAAGUUUGGUUCGACAUGUAAAUUUCAUCAUCCAGAAUUUGGUGGUAUUCCAGUUACUCCUGGAAUUUAUCCACCAUUGCAGUCGUCAACUGUACCCUCGCCUCAUCCAUACGCCCCUCUUACAAAUUGGCAAAUGGGGAGACCGCCUGUAGUCCCUGGAUCAUAUAUGCCAGGCUCGUACACUCCAAUGAUGCUAUCGUCUGGAAUGAUCCCCUUGCAAGGAUGGAGCCCUUAUCCGGCUUCAGUAAACCCUGUAGCAUCAGGUGGAGCACAACAAACUGUUCAAGCUGGACCUAUGUAUGGCAUAGGGCACCAUGGAUCUUCCUCUACAAUUGCUUAUGGUGGUCCUUACAUGCCUUACUCUUCCUCAACUAUACAAUCAAGCAAUAAUCAACAAGAACAUGGAUUCCCUGAGCGGCCAGGGCAGCCUGAGUGUCAGUAUUACAUGAGGACAGGAGAUUGUAAAUUUGGCGCUACAUGUAAAUAUCAUCAUCCUCGAGAUUGGAGUUCACCCAAGUCUAAUUAUAUGUUCAGCCCUUUUUGCCUUCCACUUCGUCCAGGUGCUCAGCCUUGUUCAUACUAUGCCCAAAAUGGGUAUUGUAGAUAUGGAGUUGCAUGCAAGUAUGAUCACCCGAUGGGUACGCUUGGCUACAGUUCAUCUCCUUUUCCCCUGUCUGACGUGCCAAUUGCUCCCUAUCCUCUUGGCUUCUCUAUUGCCACAUUGGCUCCAUCUUCAUCUUCCCAAGAUCUAAGGCCAGAAUAUAUUUCAGCUAAAGACCCAUCAGUCAACCAAGUAGGAUCGCCAGUGGCAGCAUCUGAGCCUUCUGGAUCAAUUUUGCCAAAAGGGGUUUUCCCGCCAGACACGGUGAUGCGUGCUCAGGCUAAUACGACAACUGGUGGUAGUUCAAGCCCUGGUGGUGGUCGCUGAUUUUUCUGAGCUGAGUCGAGAGAUCUCUUAUCUCUCAGAACAAUUUUCCAAUCAUUUGACACAGUUCUGAUAGGCCCCUCCGAUGUGAAUAAAAAGCCGUGGCCUCUGUAGAGAAGGCUCGGCGAGGGUGGUUUUCUCUGCCACCUCAAUAAAAAAAGCAUUGAUAGGUUACAAGCAAGCUCGAUUCACUUGCAAAUUUUUGCGCUCUUCUGUUCAUCUCUGAGACUGGAAAAGGAAGGUUUUUGGAUAUCAGGUUCGAUAUCUCGCAAUCGGUGUGGAUACUCAUAUCCAUUCCCUUGGUAAAUAAAUUCUUGGGCAAGGAAAUCGCCACAUGAAGAAAUUACUGGGUUUUGGUCCUAGCCUUCCCAAGUCAUUUUCUUUUUGUUCUGUAUAUUGUCAUAUAUAUUAUAUUAUAUAUAUAUCAUCAACAGACUUGAGACUUAAAACUGCAUAAGUACAUAUAUAUAGGAGCAAGGCACAUUGUAAUGAACACUGAACGUUUAUAUAAUGAAGUAUCGCUGUCAAACCUUAUCCAGUUUCAGA